Mus caroli (Ryukyu mouse) is the source of this 2149-nucleotide messenger RNA. It is a transcript of the gene Podnl1, whose product is annotated as podocan like 1. Gene Ontology annotation, molecular function: protein binding. The record is from RefSeq and is a predicted model, not a curated record. Lineage: Eukaryota; Metazoa; Chordata; Mammalia; Rodentia; Muridae.
GUGUGUGUGUGCGUUCUGUGCUGAGAGAUGGAGGGCAAUUGUAGUCACAGCAGACACUGGAGGACGUGAGUGCUGGACAGAAGCUGGGGAGAGGCACAGCAGGGCUGACUAUGAGGCCUCAAGAGCUGCUAUUGCUGCUCCUGAUGCUAAAGUGGUCGUUAGCACACACGGAGGACCCUGCCUUCCCACACUUGGGUGACAGCUCACAGCCCCUCCCGAGGCCCUGUCCUUGGCGCUGCUCUUGUCCCCGAGAUGACACGGUGGACUGUGCUGGUCUGGACCUGAGAAUAUUUCCAGACAAUAUCACCAGAGCUGCUAGGCACCUCUCCUUGCAGAACAACAGGCUUCAGGAGCUCCCCUACAACGAGCUGUCUCGCCUCAGCGGCUUGCGCACCCUGGACCUGCAUAGCAACCUCAUCACCUCUGAGGGCCUGCCUGAUGAGGCCUUUGAGUCCCUCAGCCAGCUAGAGAACUUCUAUGUGGCCCACAACAAGCUUUCUGUAGCGCCCCAGUUCCUGCCACGCUCCCUGCGUGUCGCUGAUCUGGCUGCCAAUGAAGUGGUGGAGAUCUUUCCUCUCACCUUUGGGGAGAAGCCUGCACUCCGGUCUGUGUACCUCCACAACAACAGACUGAGGAACACCGGGUUGCCACCUAACACCUUCAACGGCUCGGAGGCUAUUACCACCUUAAGUCUUUCCAGCAAUCAGCUCAGCUACCUACCACCCAGCCUACCAGCCUCCCUGGAACGGCUUCACCUGCAGAACAAUCUUAUCUCCAAGGUGCCCAGAGGAGCACUGAGCCUCCAGACUCACCUCCGUGAGUUGUAUCUCCAGCAUAAUCAGUUGACAGACAGUGGCCUGGAUGCAACCACCUUCAGCAAGCUGAGCAGCCUUGAGUACCUGGACCUGUCCCACAACCAGCUGGCCACAGUACCCGAGGGUCUACCGGGAACUCUGACCAUAUUGCACCUGGGUCGCAACUGCAUCCGGCACGUGGAAGCUGUAAGGCUGCACAAAGCAAGGGGUCUGCGCUACCUGCUGCUGCAGCAUAAUAAGCUGGGGGCCUCAUCGCUGCCCAAGGGGACGCUGAGGCCUCUGCGAGCCCUGCACACGUUGCACCUCUAUGGCAACAAGCUGGAGCGUGUGCCUCCCGCAUUGCCCCGCCACUUGCAGGCCCUGGUGAUGCCCCACAACCGCGUGGCCGCGCUGGGUGCGCGGGAUCUGGUCUCAGCAAGAGCCUUGGCGGAGCUCAACCUGGCCUACAACAGCUUGGCCAGCGCACACGUACAUCCCAGCACCUUCCGCCGCCUGCGCGCCCUACGCAGCUUGGACCUGGCUGGUAACCAGUUGACCCGGCUGCCUGAAGGCCUGCCCGCCAGUUUGCGCUCGCUGAGACUGCAACGCAACCAACUGCGGACUCUGGAGCCAGAGCAGCUCGCCGGCCUGAAUAAGCUGCGGGAACUGAACUUGGCACACAAUCGGCUCCGCGUGGGCAACAUUGGGCCUGGCACCUGGCACGAGCUGCAGGCACUUAAGGUGCUGGACCUGAGCCACAAUGAGCUAUCUUUUGUGCCCCCUGAUCUGCCUGAGGCCCUGGAGGAGCUACACCUGCAGGCUAACCGUAUCAGUCAUGUGGGCCCAGAGGCCUUCCUCAGCACUCCCCACCUGCGUGCCCUCUUUCUCAGGGCUAACAGGCUUCAUAUGACCAGCAUCGCAGCCGAGGCCCUUCAGGGGCUUACACACCUUCGUGUGGUAGACACUGCAGAAAAUCCGGAACAGGUCCUGGUCCAGCUGCCACGCAGGGGCAAGGAGCCCUCAGCCCUGGAGGGCGGGGAAAGGGGGGUAGGUGGCCAAGUAGCCCUGGCCUAAGCUCUGAGACUGUGGACUAAGAAAGCUCUCAGCUGUGGCCUUAGAGGCUGUGCCUGUCCUGCCCAGAGCUGGCCAAAGCAGUAAGAACAGGUGUCUACUGUAAGAGGUGGUUAGGGGCUGAAGCAGGAAGCAUGUGGACUUGAACGUUCUGGGGCACAGACUACACCCUCCAGCACAGAUGGUGAUGAGAAAAUAAAGCAGAUGCCCUCUCAUGUUAACAGGGGACUCAGUCCCAGUGAGCCCGACCCAUCUCUUCCCCACAUCUCAAAGGAGCGUCUCUU